This is a messenger RNA of Rubroshorea leprosula, 465 nucleotides long. Lineage: Eukaryota; Viridiplantae; Streptophyta; Magnoliopsida; Malvales; Dipterocarpaceae. The record is from the annotation of a GenBank genome assembly.
GAUCUCCCUCCACUCUCAGUUUUUAAGGGACAGUGGCAUACAUAAUAUUUCAGCUAUUACAAAUACUUGGUCAAUGGUGGACUGGAGUUACAGAGAUUACAGGUCGAGCUCGAGUAUUUAUUGGCAAAAGAGAUGGCCAUGGGAAGUUGGGGGGCGAUUUUGAAACCUUGAAGAGCCUGCAUGGCUACCCCUGACUGCUCUUCAUCUUCGUACUCCACAAAUGCAAUGCCUGGCUUUGCUUCGAUCAUUCGGACUUCUUUGAAUCCUGGUUACUGGGCAAAGAGCAACUGCAACAUUGUGCUAGUUGUCUCGUGAGGUAAAUUCUGUAUAAAUAGAAUAUUGGUCGGUGCAACUUGCUCUUGUGCAUUCAUGUUCACUUGGUGGAAAGAAGCCUGGAUAUAUCAGAAGAAUGGAAUUCAUUUUUAGCAAUGUUGUUCAUUAGCUAGUGCACUUCCCCUUUUAUGC